Molecule: messenger RNA, 6563 nt
Organism: Otolemur garnettii (small-eared galago)
Lineage: Eukaryota; Metazoa; Chordata; Mammalia; Primates; Galagidae
Gene: RB1CC1
Product: RB1 inducible coiled-coil 1
Exons: 24
Coding region: 547-5385 (1612 amino acids)
Biological process (GO): autophagosome assembly; autophagy of mitochondrion; autophagy of peroxisome
Cellular component (GO): Atg1/ULK1 kinase complex; extrinsic component of membrane; phagophore assembly site membrane
Molecular function (GO): protein kinase binding; molecular adaptor activity
Source: RefSeq, a predicted model, not a curated record
GUUUCCCGGCAUGCUCCGCGGAGGAAGAGACGGAGUCGACAAUAACAAACCCAGUCGCGGCGGUGUCCGCGGCCCUGCUGAGCCCUCGGUGCUGCCUCGGGGUCCCUCAGUUGACAGGGCCCCUCGGCUCUGACUGGCCGCGGCCCCUUGUCCCCCGGCCCCAGACCCAGAGCCGAGGGGCCUGAUAGCGUCCAUCUCUGCCCCGACCCCUCCCUCCCGGCUGGAGUUCGGGGCCGCUGCGGGCGGAUAGGCGCCCCGGACGCCGGCGGUUGAGUCGGUUGGCGGUGCCGAAUGGGCGGUUGGUAGCCGCCGCCGAGGACUAGGCGGCGGCGGAAGAUGGUGUCGGGGGUCGUUGGCUGUUCUGCUGCCGCCGGCGAAGGAGGAGGCGCUGCCGGUUCUCUGAAUUUAACCAGUAAUGCCAUUCAGUUGCCAAUUUCAAGCAAAGCAAACAUAAACCAGUUUUAAUCUGCUGUUUAAGAAAAGUGGCAGUCCUGACAGUGCCUGACAAGGGUGAGGUGUAAGCUCACAGAAUCCAGAGAAAUCAUCAUGAAGUUGUAUGUGUUUCUGGUUAACACUGGAACUACUCUAACAUUUGAUACUGAACUUACAGUGCAAACUGUGGCAGACCUUAAGCAUGCCAUUCAAAGCAAAUACAAGAUUGCUAUUCAGCACCAGGUGCUGGUUGUCAAUGGAGGAGAGUGCAUGGCCGCAGAUAGAAGAGUGUGUACCUAUAGUGCUGGGACGGACACAAAUCCAAUUUUUCUUUUUAACAAAGAAAUGAUCUUAUGUGAUCGUCCACCUGCUAUUCCUAAAACUACAUUUUCAACAGAAAAUGACAUGGAAAUAAAAGUUGAAGAAUCUCUUAUGAUGCCUGCAGUUUUUCACACUGUUGCUUCAAGGACACAGCUUGCAGUGGAAAUGUAUGAAGUUGCCAAGAAACUUUGUUCUUUUUGUGAAGGUCUUGUCCACGAUGAACAUCUUCAGCACCAAGGCUGGGCUGCAAUAAUGGCCAAUCUGGAAGACUGUUCAAAUUCAUACCAAAAGCUACUUUUCAAGUUUGAAAGUAUUUAUUCAAAUUAUCUACAGUCCAUAGAAGACAUCAAGUUAAAACUUACUCAUUUAGGAACUGCGGUUUCAGUAAUGGCCAAGAUUCCACUGUUGGAGUGCCUAACCAGACAUAGUUACAGGGAAUGUUUGGAAAGACUGGAUUCAUUACCUGAACACGAAAGCUCAGAAAAAGCUGAGAUGAAAAGAUCCACUGAACUGGUGCUCUCUCCUGAUAUGCCUACAACAACUAACAAAUCUUUAUUAACCUCACUUCACAAGUCAGUGGAACAUGUAGCCCAAGAUACCACAGAUGCUGCAAGUGGCAAAGAAAUUAGGGAAUCUUGUCAAAGUACUGUUCAGCAGGAUGAAAACUUGGUAGAUGCUAAAGACAGUGAUCUACCUUUUUUCAAUGUUUCUUUGUUAGACUGGAUAAAUGUUCAAGAUAGACCUAAUGAUGUGGAAUCUUUGGUCAGGAAGUGCUUUGAUUCUAUGAGCAGGCUCGAUCCAAGAAUUAUUCGACCAUUUAUAGCAGAGUGCCGUCAAACUAUUGCCAAACUUGAUAAUCAGAAUAUGAAGGCCAUUAAAGGGCUCGAAGAUCGUCUGUACGCCCUAGACCAGAUGAUUGCCAGCUGUGGCCGGCUGGUGAAUGAACAGAAAGAGCUCGCUCAGGGAUUUUUAGCUAAUCAGAUGAGAGCUGAAAAUUUGAAGGAUGCAUCUGUAUUACCUGAUUUGUGCCUGAGUCAUGCAAAUCAGUUGAUGAUUAUGUUGCAGAAUCAUAGAAAACUGUUAGAUAUUAAACAGAAGUGUACCACUGCCAAACAGGAACUAGCAAAUAACCUACAUGUCAGACUGAAGUGGUGUUGCUUCGUAAUGCUUCAUGCUGAUCAAGAUGGAGAGAAAUUACAAGCUUUGCUCCGCCUCGUAAUAGAGCUAUUAGAAAGAGUCAAAAUUGUUGAAGCUCUUAGUACAGUUCCUCAGAUGUACUGCUUAGCUGUUGUUGAGGUUGUAAGGAGAAAAAUGUUCAUAAAACACUACAGGGAGUGGGCUGGUGCUUUAGUGAAAGAUGGAAAACGAUUAUACGAAGCAGAAAAAUCAAAAAGGGAAUCCUUUGGGAAGUUAUUUAGGAAGUCUUUUUUAAGAAACCGUCUGUUUAGGGGACUGGACUCCUGGCCCCCUUCCUUUUGUACUCAGAAGCCUCGAAAAUUCGACUGUGAACUUCCAGAUAUUUCGUUAAAAGAUUUACAGUUUCUGCAAUCAUUUUGUCCUUCGGAAGUUCAACCAUUCCUCAGGGUUCCCUUACUUUGUGACUUUGAACCUCUACACCAGCAUGUACUUGCUCUACAUAAUUUGGUAAAAGCAGCACAAAGUUUGGAUGAAAUGUCACAGACCAUUACAGAUCUACUGAGUGAACAAAAGGCAUCUGUGAGUCAGACAUCUCCCCAGGCGGCUUCUUCUCCAAGGAUAGAAAGUGCAGCAGGAAUCACAACUACUACCUCACCAAGGACUCCUCCUCCACUCACUGUUCAGGAUCCCUUGUGUCCUGCGGUCUGUCCCCUAGAAGAAUUAUCUCCAGAUAGCAUUGAUGCACAUACAUUUGAUUUUGAAACUAUCCCCCAUCCCAACAUAGAACAAACUAUUCACCAAGUUUCUUUAGACUUGGAUUCAUUGGCAGAAAGUCCUGAAUCAGAUUUUAUGUCUGCUGUGAAUGAGUUUGUAAUAGAAGAAAAUUUAUCAUCUCCUAAUCCUAUAAGUGAUCCACAAAGUCCAGAAAUGAUGGUGGAAUCACUUUAUUCAUCCGUUAUCAAUGCAAUAGACAGUAGGCGUAUGCAGGAUACAAAUAUAUGUGGUAAAGAGAAUUUUGGAGAUGCUCUAAAUGUCCAGUUGGAAAAAUGUAGAGUUGUGGCCCAAGACACUCACUUCAGUAUACAAAGCAUCAAGGAAGACCUUUGCCACUUCAGAACAUUUGUACAAAAAGAACAGGGUGAUUUCUCAAAUUCAUUAAAAUGCAUAGCAGUAGAAAUUAAAAACAUUAUUGAAAAAGUAAAAUAUUCUCUGGAAAUAACACUAAAAGAAAAACAUCAAAAAGAACUACAAUCUUUAAAAAAUGAAUAUGAAGAUAAACUUAAUGCUCUAAUAAAGGAGAGUGAAGAAAAUGAAAAUAAAAUUAAAAAAUUAAAAAGAGACUUAAUAUGCCUUGAGGAGGUUUUACAAAAUAAAGAUAAUGAAUUUGCUUUGGUUAAACAUGAAAAAGAAGCUGUCAUCUGUCUCCAGAAUGAAAAGGAUCAGAAGUUGUUAGAGAUGGAAAAUUUAAUGCACACUCAAAAUUGUGAAAUUAAGGAACUGAAGCAGUCACGAGAGAUAGUGUUAGAAGACUUAAAGAAGCUCCAUGUUGAAAAUGAUGAGAGGUUACAGUUGCUCAGGGUAGAGCUUCAGUCCUUAGAGCAGAGUCAUCUAAAGGAAUUGGAGGACACACUGCACACUAGGCACACACAGGAGUUUGAGAAAGUUAUGACAGACCACAGAGUUUCUUUGGAGGAAUUAAAAAAAGAAAAUCAGGAAAAAAUUAAUCAAAUACUAGAGUCUCAUGCCACAGUUAUCCAGGGAAAAGAAGAACAGCUGAAGGAAUUAAAACUUAAGGUUUCUGAUUUGUCAGACUUGAGAUGCAAGUUAGAAGUGGAACUUGCACUGAAGGAAGCAGAAACUGAUGAAAUAAAGAUUUUGCUGGAAGAAAGCCGAGCCCAGCAAAAGGAGACUUUGAAAUCUCUUCUUGAACAAGAGACUGAAAAUUUGAGAACAGAAAUAAGUAAACUCAACCAAAAGAUUGAGGAUAAUAAUGAAAACUAUCAGGUGGGCUUAUCGGAGCUAAGAACUUUAAUGACAAUGGAGAAAGAUCAGUGUAUUUCAGAGUUAAUUAGUCGACAUGAAGAAGAGUCUAAUAUACUUAAGGCUGAAUUAAACAAAGUAACAUCUUUACAUCAGCAAGCAUUUGAAAUAGAAAAAAACCUGAAAGAACAGAUAAUUGAACUGCAAAGUAAAUUGGAUUCAGAAUUGAGUGCUCUUGAAAAACUAAAAGAUGAAAAAAUUACCCAACAAGAAGAGCAAUAUGAAUCAAUUAUCCAGACCCUUAAGAAAGACAAAGAGAACUUGGUCAUGAGCCAGGAACAAGAGAGAGAACAGUUAAUUCAGAAGCUUAAUUGUGAAAAAGAUGAAGCAAUUCAGACUGCCCUAAAAGAAUUUAAGUUGGAGAGAGAAGUUGUUGAGAAAGAAUUAUUAGAAAAGGUUAAACAUCUUGAGAAUCAAAUAGCAAAAAGUUCUGCCAUUGAAUCUGCCAGAGAAGAUUCUUCAAGCUUAGUUGCUGAACUUCAAGAAAAGCUUCAAGAAGAAAAAGCUAAGUUUCUAGAACAACUUGAAGAACAAGAAAAAAGAAAGAAUGAAGAAAUGCAAAAUGUUCGAACAUCUCUGAUUGCUGAACAGCAGACCAAUUUUAACACUGUUUUAACAAGAGAGAAAAUGAGAAAAGAAAACAUAAUAAAUGAUCUUAGUGAUAAAUUGAAAAGUACGAUGCAGCAGCAAGAACGGGAUAAAGAUUUGAUAGAGUCACUUUCUGAAGAUCGAGCUCGUUUGCUUGAAGAAAAGAAAAAGCUUGAAGAAGAAGUCAGUAAGUUACGUAGUAGCAGUUUUGUUCCUUCACCUUAUGUAGCUACAGCCCCAGAACUUUAUGGAGCUUGUGCACCUGAACUUCCAGGUGAAACAGACAGAUCAGCGGUGGAAACAACAGAUGAGGGAAGAGUAGAUUCAGCAAUGGAGACGAGCAUGAUGUCUGUACAAGAAAAUAUUCAUAUGCUGUCUGAAGAAAAACAGAGGAUAAUGCUGUUAGAACGGACAUUGCAACUGAAAGAAGAAGAAAAUAAACGGUUAAAUCAAAGACUGAUGUCUCAGAGCAUGUCUUCAGUAUCUUCAAGGCAUUCUGAAAAGAUAGCUAUUAGAGAUUUUCAGGUGGGAGAUUUGGUGCUCAUCAUCCUAGAUGAACGCCACGACAAUUACGUAUUGUUUACUGUUAGUCCUACUUUAUAUUUUCUUCAUUCAGAAUCUUUGCCUGCCCUGGAUCUCAAACCAGGUGAGGGUGCUUCAGGUACAUCUAGAAGACCCUGGGUACUUGGAAAAGUAAUGGAAAAGGAAUACUGUCAAGCCAAAAAGUGCUCGUUCAUCACUCCCCAAAACAGGAGGCCAUCUUGUUAUGCAGAAGUCGGUGUGACAGUAUACUUCACUGGUGUACUUCAUUUACUUUUUAACUGGCUACAUUUUAGGAAUAAUAAAUUCAUCAGAACUCUUGGCUGAAUUAAAAUGGUUUUGAUUUCGUGUUUUGGGUUUUUUGUUGUUGUUGUUGUUGUUUGUUUGUUUGUUUUUUUAACCCAGACAAUUCUAGAAAUGCGGACCAAACUAGUUCGUUUUCUCAAAGGGCAUACCUUGUGCAUUGUGGCCUAUGACUAGCCAUAUUAAUUGCCUGUUAAAUAUACAUUAGCUUGGACUUAGAUGUUAAAUGUUAGUUAUUAUUACCAGCAUUUGUCCUUUUGUGAAAUCAGUAUCAGAAUACUUGCACUCUUUAACACAUUCUUUAUAAAAUGUAUAAAUUCUUCAAAGCUAUUUAAACAGAUGUGUUACUGCAUGCAGAUAAUCAUAAUUUUGAGUUUGUCUCAGUAGAUUACUAAAACAAAUUGUUUCAUUUAUUUUUUUAAAUGCCCUUUGAUAUUUUAAAAAAAGGAACUGUGAUUUGAUUGACUGAUUUUUAAGAUCAGCCAUAAAUAAUCAGCAGUCUUCAAAAGCACUUUCAAUGGAUUGGUCAUCUGGGUUCUAAAGGGAAGAAGAGUCUGUGCCAUUGACUGUUUUAAAUGCAGCACUUGGAUCUUCCCUCUGUAUUUAUGACACUUUAGAAUAAUCACAUUGAUGAAAUCGUAAUUCAUGGUUGAGUUUUGGGAAAAAAGAUAUUCAUUGUACAUUAACCAUUUAGAGGUCAUUUAAAAUAACAAAAUAUUGUAUUGCAAAAGACCUGUACAAUUUUAAAACAAUAAAGAUUCCAACCUGUAUAUGUGUGUGCCUUUUAAAGGAGGAUACAUUUUUAAUAUAUUUGAGUGAUUGCUGGAAGUUGUGAAAAAAUUUUUCUGUAUCAUAUCAAAGAGAAACAUGUUUAUUACAAAGAUGUUCUUUAAUAUAUACUGUGUAACAGGGUAAAGCAGUGUUAAGUAGAAUAGAAUUGUGUAAACUAGGACUUUAGAGAAGUUGCCAUUGAGCAGAGGUAUUUAACUGAGUCAGUUAAGUUGGAUGAGAUUUGUUCAGGUUUGUUUCUAGAGAACAAUAACAAAAUGAUUCUUUUCCAGAAAAUAUUUAAUUUCUUCAUAAAAUAAGUUAAAUAUUUUUUUAAAAUAUGUAUAUCUAAUAGUAUAAAAAUGGAAUAAACAUGAUAGUGUAUAGAAAACUGAAUUUGACAACAUUAAUGAAUAAAUGAACAAAUGAUUUCA